This is a messenger RNA of Microthlaspi erraticum, 3048 nucleotides long. The record is from the annotation of a GenBank genome assembly. NCBI's taxonomy places the organism in Eukaryota, Viridiplantae, Streptophyta, Magnoliopsida, Brassicales, Brassicaceae.
AUGAUGGUUUCUUUUCAUCCCAAAUAUUUCAUCAUCAUCAUCUUCACACUAAUUCUCCAUGGCCAUCUUGGAUUUUCUGACAACACUAGACUCCACGAGGCCGAAGUGGGAGCACUUAAGGAGAUAGGGAAGAAGCUAGGGAAGAAAGACUGGGAUUUUAAGAAAGAUCCAUGUAGUGGUGAAGGCAAUUGGGUUGUAACCACUUACACAACCAAAGAGUUUGAGAGUAAUCUCACUUGUGAUUGCUCCUUUCCUCCUCCUAAUUCAUCUUGCCACAUCAUCAGAAUAGCUCUGAAGUCGCAGAACUUAACAGGCAUUGUCCCUCCAGAGUUCUCCAAGCUUCGUCACCUCAAAGUUUUAGACCUUAGCCGUAACUCUCUGACUGGUUCCAUUCCAAAGGAAUGGGCUUCUAUGCGCUUGGAAGAUUUAUCUUUCAUGGGGAACCGAUUGUCUGGUCCAUUUCCGAAAGUCCUAACCCGCCUUACAACUCUCAGAAACCUGAGCUUGGAAGGAAACCAGUUUUCAGGACAAAUCCCUCCUGAGAUUAAAAAGAUGAUUCAUUUGGAGAGACUUCAUCUUCCUUCAAAUGCCUUCACUGGCUCAUUGCCGGAAGAACUUGGAUUGCUCCAGAACAUGACUGAUAUGAGGAUUAGUGAUAAUAACUUCACUGGACGAAUACCAGACUUCAUCGGCAAUUGGACAAGAAUAAUGAAAUUGCAGAUGCAUGGUUCAGGUUUGGAUGGUCCGAUACCUUCCAGUAUUUCUAGAUUGACUAGCUUGACAGACCUGAGGAUAAGCGACUUAGGAGGCAAAGUUUCUUCCUUCCCUCCGCUGAGUAAUUUGGACUCUAUCAAGUCACUGGUACUGAGGAAAUGCAAUUUAAAUGGCCCACUUCCAAAAUAUAUUGGGCAUUUGAAGAAGCUCAAAACACUUGACCUGAGUUUUAACCUCCUAACUGGUGAGAUUCCGUCGUCGUUUGAUAAUUUGAAGAAAGCCGAUUUUAUUUUUUUGACAGGAAAUAAGCUUACAGGAGCUAUUCCAAGCUCCUUUGUCGAAAAAAACAAAAACGUAGAUGUUUCUUACAACAACUUUACUGAUGCAAGUUCAAUUCCCCCUGGUGGUUGUAACAAAGAUACUUCGAAUCUGGUGGAAAGCUUCUCCACGGGGACUAAAGCACGCAAGGAUGCUUCCUGUUAUCUUCAGCACUUCCCUUGUCUUCGUCCUAAGACUGAACAUAUAUAUAAACUGUACAUAAACUGCGGAGGAGAUGAAGUGAAAGUUGAUAAAGGAACAAGGUAUGAAGCUGACAGAGCUCCCAAAGGCGCUUCUAUGUUCUCUCUCGGCCCUGACGAUCACUGGGGGUUUAGCAGCACCGGGAUCUUCAUGGACAACGAUGAUGAUGCCGAUGAGUACACUGUGCGCAACAAAUCCAGACUAUCAGUUAACGAUUCGUCUCCCAUCUCUGAGAUCUACAGGACAGCUCGAAUCUCUCCUCUAUCGUUGACUUACUAUGGACUCUGUCUCGGAAACGGGAACUACACUGUCCAACUCCACUUUGCUGAGAUCGUCUUUACCGAUGACAAGACGUUUUACAGUCUCGGCAAACGUUUGUUCGAUGUUUAUGUUCAGGAUAAGUUAGUGAUCAAGAACUUCAAUAUUCAAGAAGCAGCUGGUGGAUCCGGUAAGCCAAUCAUCAAGAAGUUUACGGUGAAUGUAACAGACCAUAAUCUGAAGAUCGGUUUGAGAUGGGCUGGGAAAGGGACAACAGGGAUUCCGAUUAGAGGAGUUUAUGGUCCUAUGAUCUCAGCUAUAUCAGUGGAACCUAAUUUCAAACCUCCGGUGUAUCAUGACAGGAAAGAGAUCAUGCUAAAAGCAGGAGUACCUGUUGCAGCAGCAACACUUCUUUUACUGAUCAUAUUGGGUGUCUUUUGGAAGAAAAGGCGUGACAAAAAUGCUCUCGACAAAGAGCUAAGGGGUUUAGAUCUUCAAACUGGGACAUUCACUCUACGACAGAUCAAAGCAGCCACUGAUAAUUUCGAUGCAACAAUGAAGAUUGGUGAAGGUGGAUUUGGCUCUGUUUACAAGGGUGUAUUGUCAGAGGGAAAACUGAUUGCAGUUAAACAGUUGUCCGCAAAGUCAAGGCAAGGAAAUCGCGAGUUUGUGAAUGAAAUAGGAAUGAUCUCAGCUCUGCAACAUCCAAAUCUUGUGAAGCUAUACGGAUGUUGUGUUGAAGGAAACCAACUGAUAUUGGUUUAUGAGUAUUUGGAGAACAACUGUCUAUCUCGUGCACUGUUUGGGAAGGACGUGAGUGAAAGACUGAAACUAGACUGGUCAACAAGGAAGAAGAUUUUCUUGGGCAUAGCUAAAGGACUUACGUUUCUCCAUGAAGAAUCUAGGAUCAAGAUUGUGCACAGAGAUAUAAAGGCAAGCAACGUGUUACUCGAUAAGGAUCUCAACGCUAAAAUCUCUGACUUCGGUUUGGCAAAGCUGAAUGAUGACGGAAACACACACAUCAGUACCCGCAUUGCAGGAACUAUAGGUUAUAUGGCUCCUGAAUACGCCAUGCGUGGUUACUUGACUGAGAAGGCAGAUGUUUAUAGCUUUGGCGUCGUUGCCCUAGAAAUCGUAAGUGGGAAGAGUAACACAAACUUUAGGCCAAGCGAGGACUUCGUUUACCUUCUUGAUUGGGCUUAUGUGUUGCAAGAGAGAGGAAGCUUGCUAGAGUUGGUUGAUCCAACGUUAGGCUCGGAUUACUCAGAAGAAGAAGCGAUGCUGAUGCUGAACGUGGCGCUGAUGUGCACCAACGCGUCACCGACACUAAGGCCUACCAUGUCUCAAGUGGUGAGUCUCUUAGAGGGAAAGACAGCGAUGCAAGAGUUGCUGUCGGAUCCGAGCUUCUCAACGGUUAACCCAAAGCUUAAAGCCUUGAGGAACCAUUUUUGGCAGACGGAGCUGAGCAGAACGCUUAGCUUCUCCACGAGCGGACCUCGUACAGCCUCUGUUAACUCACAAGCUGAUGCUGAGGAGAAGUCUGGACUUUUGGAUUAA